Messenger RNA from Effrenium voratum, 546 nucleotides. The record is from the annotation of a GenBank genome assembly. NCBI's taxonomy places the organism in Eukaryota, Dinophyceae, Suessiales, Symbiodiniaceae.
UGGCUCAAGGGAAGCGUCUCUAAGCUCGCAGCAAGCAUUCAAGGCGUGUGCGUUGCCUGUUGGGUGAGCUGUGGAAUCCCGAGCCCAGAUGGCGGAACUCGACGAGGAGGAAGUGGCGGCCCCUGAGGUCGAGAAGGAGGAGGAGGUGACGGAUGUCAAUGGAGCAGUUCGCGGUGUUUUGAAGAAGUCCCUCAUGGUGGAUGGCGUCAUCCGGGGAUUGCACGAGGUUGCCAAGAAUGUUGAAGCUGGCAGGGCACAGGUUGUGUUCCUGGCGGAGUCCUGCAAUGAAGCCACCUACAAGAAGCUCAUCCAGGGCCUGUGUCUGGAGAAGAAUGUGCCGCUGAUCGAUGUGCCCGACAACAAGAGCCUGGGUGAGUGGGCAGGCCUUUGCAAGAUCGACAAGGAUGGCCACCCCAGAAAGGUGGUGGGUGCCAGCUGCGUGGCCGUGGUGGAUUUUGGUGAGGAGGGUCAGGCGUACGACUUCAUGAUGAAGCACUUGGGCAAGUGAAGACAAGAGUCGCAGCGAGUCCGGAGACGAAAUGACGC